Molecule: messenger RNA, 321 nt
Organism: Penicillium mononematosum
Lineage: Eukaryota; Fungi; Ascomycota; Eurotiomycetes; Eurotiales; Aspergillaceae
Exons: 1
Coding region: 1-321 (106 amino acids)
Source: RefSeq, a predicted model, not a curated record
AUGAACGCCAUUGUCGAACAGUCACUGCAUGCCUUCAAGCUCAAGGGUAUCAGCUACGAAUCGGUGACUUCAAGACAGCUAGCUAGUGAAGCUGCACGAUUUGGAUACGCCAGAGUCCCAUAUCUGGCAAUGCUCAACAAUAACCAUAGCUGUGGUGCAAACAUUGCGAAGAGAAAGGGCACACGGUCGUUCACUUCCCUGCACUGGAAUCCCGUAGCUGGCGGGAACAUGUGCGACAGAGGCUCCUCCUCUGUCAGAUACACUACAUUCGCGGCAUGGCCAGGUCACUCGCAGCAUUCACCCUGCAAGACCCUACGAUAA